Messenger RNA from Cladophialophora yegresii CBS 114405, 1650 nucleotides. RefSeq lists its product as uncharacterized. The coding region runs from base 1 to 1650 and encodes 549 amino acids. The transcript has a single exon. The record is from RefSeq and is a predicted model, not a curated record. NCBI's taxonomy places the organism in Eukaryota, Fungi, Ascomycota, Eurotiomycetes, Chaetothyriales, Herpotrichiellaceae.
AUGCCGUCGGGUCAGUCUCUGCUAUGGGUCAACCAUGAUGCGGACAAUAUGAGAGCUCUGCCUCACAGACAUCGGGUCUUCACUCAUGUCCAGAAGAACUAUCGGCCGUGGAAGCGACGCCAAGAGACCAACUCACUGCGUGCCUCGGCCAAGGUCCCAGCUCAAGCCAGCAUCUACAACCGCAAUGACUACCGUGGUCGUGACCGAUCCCCAUCCGAGGGCGCUAAUUCAACAAGGUCUGUCCCCAGUAGUCCAGCUUUAGGCUCACCCCCGAGCGGCAGUGUGUUUGAUGACACCGACCCGUCCGCAUUCAGCAAUGGGGGUCCAGAGAUAUGGGCAGCCUCGCCAUCAACAUCGAUUGGGAAAGGCAAUUCGGACCCGUUUGGAGCAUAUCCGAUACCGAUAACCGCCGACGUCAACAACCUCAUGACGUUUUAUCGAGACUAUAUAAUCCCAAGCAUAUGGUUCAAGAACUUCAGGAACAAGAACACUAUCGCCCUUGCUGCACGGGAAUGGCAGUACAAUGCGGCCCACCUGGAAGACGAAGGGACUGCCUACGGCAUCAUCGCUCGUCACGGCAUGGUGGCGGCAAGUUGCAGUCCAGCAUUGCGAAAGCAAGCGGAGUAUUAUGUUGGCCAAAGUACCGAGGUCCUGAGGAAGAAGGUCGCUCAAGGCCGGGCUCUGCAAGCACACUCGUCGAGCUCCUUCAUUGACAAUGCUGCAAUGCUCUUCAACGCAGAAACCUUGGCGCGAAACCUGGUCGCCGCGACGGCCCACGGGACAUUCCUAACGUCCCUUUUCAAGCAGCAGUGGACGCAAGGGAAGCUCGAUUAUCGAUUGUUAAUGUAUGAAGUCUACAACGACUGCCAGCUUACCUCCAUCUUUCUCUGCCCUCCUGUAUUUGACGUCGACCAUUGGCUAACUACAGUCUUUGAUCCCAUCUGGAGAACGGCUAUUCAACGACUUCCGCACCUUGCAUGCGCACCACUGGACCCUUCAGUGGACAGCCAAGAACUUCAAACCUGGUUCCGGAGCCGGCAGGAGCAGCUGCAGAUAUACGGCGUCAAAGAUGGUGAAGGGAAGCUGUUUCUCGACGUACCGGUUAUCAUGACCUGGUUUCUCUCAAAGGCUUACAUCUUCCACGGGCAUAUGAUCAACCAUUAUCUGAGAAAUAGAGCUCAACUUCGGCGGCAAGGGUUGAAACCAGAAGUCAAAGAUUAUCUAUAUGCACAACAAUACAUGGCGCUUGCGGCAAUCUAUCUGACGCGAGGGCCAAACUUCAACUUCAACCCCACCGUCCUUAACGUCCCUAUGUUCGAUGCCUCGAUCAUACCUCGUACCCUCCGGACUCUGCUUGAAGAAAGCGAAAUAUCUUCGAAGCGGCCUUCUUGGAAGAGAUAUGUCAACGCUCGGCUUUGGGCGUAUUACGUCGGCGCUCUGGUCGAACAAGCUGAAGCGACAACGCGACUCGACCCGCGCCCACAAUGGUUCACCACCCACCUGAUUGAGCUUGCCGCCAAAUUGGGCGUGAUGUCUUGGCACAUGCUGGAAGGCCUACUACGUGGGUUCCUCUACUCGGACAUCCUGACCGCACAGGGUUCGCAAUGGUUCGAGCAGCUGAUGGCUGCGUUCUGCAACGUCGAGUCUUGA